Messenger RNA from Cucumis sativus (cucumber), 3423 nucleotides. RefSeq names its product receptor-like protein 9DC3. Gene Ontology annotation, molecular function: protein binding. The transcript has 2 exons. The coding region runs from base 59 to 3265 and encodes 1068 amino acids. The record is from RefSeq and is a predicted model, not a curated record. Lineage: Eukaryota; Viridiplantae; Streptophyta; Magnoliopsida; Cucurbitales; Cucurbitaceae.
UUCAACCAAAUUAAUCUCUUGAAACAAACACCUUUGUGUUUGAUAUUGAAAAAGGAUAAUGACAUUGUUGGUGAUUCUACAUCAAGUCAUCAGCUGCAGCUUCUUCCUUUUCUUUCUUUUGAAUUAUUCUCUUGUAAACACUCAACGUGUAUGCGAUCCAAAACAAAGCCUUGCUCUGUUGGAGUUCAAGAAAGCCUUUUCCUUGAUUAAAUCUGCAUCAAAUAGUACUUGCAAUGAUGCUUAUCCAAAGACAGCAACAUGGAACCAAACCAACAAAGAUUGUUGUUCAUGGGAUGGAGUGAAAUGCAACGAGGAAGACGAAGGUCAUGUCGUCGUUGUGGGGCUUGACCUUAGUUGCAGUUGGCUUAGUGGAGUUCUUCAUCCUAACAACACCCUCUUCACCCUCUCUCACCUUCAAACCUUGAAUCUUUCUCACAACCUUCUUUUAUCUAAAUUUUCACCUCAAUUUGGGUACUUGAAGAACUUGAGGCAUUUGGAUCUUUCCUCAUCUUACUUAAUGGGAGAUGUUCCAUUGGAAAUAUCAUACUUGUCUAACCUUGUUUCUCUUGAUCUUUCUAGCAACUAUCUAAGUUUUUCAAAUGUAGUUAUGAAUCAGCUUGUUCAUAACUUAACUAAUCUAAGGGAUCUUGCACUUAGUGAUGUAUUCCUUCUCGACAUUACACCCACUACUUUCACGAAUCUCUCUCUUUCUCUAGCUUCUCUUUCUCUUUCUUCAUGUGGGUUGAGUGGAAAUUUUCCACCACAUAUUAUGAGUCUUCCAAAUUUGCAAGUCUUGCAACUUAACAAUAACUAUGAAUUGGAAGGUCAGUUGCCCAUCUCUAAUUGGAGUGAAUCACUUGAACUCCUGAAUCUUUUUUCAACUAAAUUUUCAGGAGAGAUUCCCUAUUCCAUUGGUACUGCCAAAUCCUUGAGAUCUUUAAACCUUCGGUCAUGCAAUUUCACUGGUGGAAUUCCAAAUUCAAUAGGGAACCUUACAAAACUCAAUAACAUUGAUCUCUCUAUAAACAACUUCAAUGGUAAACUGCCCAAUACAUGGAACGAACUUCAAAGACUAUCUAGGUUUGUAAUUCAUAAGAAUUCUUUCAUGGGUCAGCUACCCAAUUCCCUGUUCAACCUGACACAUCUCUCCCUCAUGACAUUUUCCUCUAAUUUAUUUUCAGGUCCUUUACCCACAAAUGUUGCUUCAGAUAGGCUUUCAAAUCUUAUUCAACUGAACAUGAAAAAUAACUCACUCAUUGGUGCUAUUCCCUCUUGGCUUUAUGAAUUACCUCAUUUGAAUUACUUGGAUCUCUCUGAUAACCAUUUCUCUUCUUUCAUUAGGGAUUUCAAAUCCAACUCAUUGGAGUUUCUUGAUUUGAGUACAAACAACUUGCAAGCUGGAAUUCCCGAGUCUAUUUAUAAGCAAGUGAAUCUUACAUAUUUAGCAUUAGGGUCAAACAAUUUGAGUGGAGUUUUGAAUUUAGACAUGUUGUUAAAAGUUCAAAGUCGUUUAGUAUCACUUGAUGUUUCCUAUAACAAGCAACUUAUGGUACAGUCUACUAACGUUAGUUUUGUGAACAACAAUCUUGUUCACAUUGAAAUGGGUUCUUGCAAAUUAGGAGAAGUUCCCUACUUUUUGAGAUAUCAGAAGAAGUUGGAGCAUUUAGACCUUUCAAAUACUCAAAUUCAAGGGGGAAUUCCCAAGUGGUUUUCUGAACUAAGUGCUUUGAAUCACCUUAAUCUUUCACAUAACUCCUUGUCCUCAGGCAUUGAGAUUCUCCUCACUUUGCCAAAUUUGGGAAAUCUCUUUCUUGAUUCUAACUUGUUCAAACUACCCUUUCCAAUUCUGCCAUCAUCUAUCAAACAAUUUACAGCUUCAAAUAAUAGAUUCAGUGGGAAUAUCCAUCCCUCAAUUUGCAAAGCCACCAACCUUACUUUCCUAGAUCUGUCAAAUAAUAGCUUGAGUGGUGUAAUCCCAUCUUGUUUCUUCAACCUGACUUUUAUCAUGCUGUUGGAAUUGAAAAGAAAUAAUUUUUCUGGUUCUAUUCCCAUACCACCACCAUUGAUUUUAGUUUACACUGCCUCAGAAAACCACUUCACUGGAGAAAUCCCUUCUUCAAUUUGCUAUGCCAAAUUCCUUGCUGUUCUUAGUUUAUCCAAUAAUCACUUGAGCGGUACAAUUCCACCAUGUCUAGCAAACUUGAGUUCUCUUGUAGUGUUGGAUAUGAAAAACAACCAUUUUUCUGGUAGUGUUCCAAUGCCUUUUGCAACAGGAAGUCAAUUGAGAAGCCUCGAUUUGAAUGGUAACCAAAUAAAAGGAGAAUUGCCACCAUCUUUGCUCAACUGUAAGAAUCUUCAAGUCUUGGAUCUUGGGAAUAACAAGAUAACAGGUGUGUUCCCCCACUGGUUAGGAGGGGCCUCAAAUUUGCGAGUCCUUGUCCUUCGAUCUAAUCAAUUUUCCGGUCAAAUUAACGACUCCAUGAACACAAACUCUUUCCCAAAUCUACGUAUCAUUGAUGUAUCUCGGAAUUAUUUCAAUGGGACACUUCCAUCAAACUUUUUCAAAAACAUGAGAGCCAUGAAGGAAGUUGAAGUAGGAAACCAGAAACCCAACUCUCAUUCCCUUGAAUCUGACGUAUUGCCUUUCUACCAAGACUCAGUGGUGGUAUCACUGAAAGGGCUUGAUCUUGAGUUGGAAACAAUUCUUUUGAUAUUCAAAGCUAUUGAUUUUUCAAGUAAUGAGUUCAAUGGAGAAAUACCAGAGUCAAUUGGGAUGCUCAUGUCAUUAAAAGGUCUCAACUUUUCACACAAUAAACUUACAGGUAAGAUUCCUAUAACUUUAGGGAAUCUAAGCAAUCUUGAAUGGUUGGAUCUUUCUUCAAAUGAAUUGUUGGGUAAAAUUCCACCUCAGUUGGUUGCUCUUACAUUUCUCUCUAUCUUGAACGUCUCACAAAAUCAUCUUUCUGGACCAAUUCCUCAAGGCAAACAGUUUGCUACUUUUGAUAGUUCUUCAUUUGUUGGAAAUCUUGGCCUUUGUGGAUUUCCUCUACCAAAUUGUGACAAAGAAAAUGCUCAUAAAUCUCAACUCCAACAUGAAGAAAGUGAUAGUUUGGGGAAAGGGUUUUGGUGGAAAGCUGUGUCAAUGGGGUAUGGAUGUGGAAUGGUAAUUGGAAUACUUGCUGGGUAUAUUGUUUUUAGAAUUGGAAAACCUAUGUGGAUUGUGAGAAUGGUCGAAGGUAGAAGAACUUCAAAGAAACAAAGGUAAAAGAGAAGGAAUUGUUGGCCUAAGUAGAGAAAUGACUAACCUAUAAUAUCUUUCCUUAAUUAAUAGUUGUAUAAUAUUUCAUCUUCUGAAGAACAUAUAUGUGUGUGUAUAUAUGUGUGCCUUAUAAUCAUGAAUGAAUGCAACUAUUUUGUGAAUCA